Molecule: messenger RNA, 2377 nt
Organism: Dryobates pubescens (Downy woodpecker)
Lineage: Eukaryota; Metazoa; Chordata; Aves; Piciformes; Picidae
Gene: PRDM8
Product: PR/SET domain 8
Exons: 5
Coding region: 329-2194 (621 amino acids)
Biological process (GO): regulation of DNA-templated transcription
Cellular component (GO): nucleus
Molecular function (GO): protein binding
Source: RefSeq, a predicted model, not a curated record
CCUGCCAGGUGGCACCAAAGCCACACGCUGCCACAGCAAGGGGUCGGUGGGGGGGAUGCGUCUUGGCCUCCUCCCCUCGCCCCGCAGGUGCCCGGUGGCUCCGGGGCCAGUCACUCACUGCAUCGGGUCCAUCUGCACCGCUCGCCUCCUCGGCCGCCUCUCCUCCUCGCCCGCCCGCUAUCCGCAGCCGCCGCCCGCGCCCGGCCCCCGGCCCGCCGCCUCCCCGGCCAUGGAGCGGCUUUGAUACAAUAGCGCCGGGGGCAGCGGAGACAGGAGCCCAGCUUUGUGCCACUUGUCGGGCAAGGAUUAUAUUCCCACUCUCCCUGGCAUGGAGGACGCCGGCGUCCAGAGGGGAAUCUGGGACGGGGACGCCAAGACGGUGCAGCAGUGCUUGACUGACAUUUUCACCAGCGUUUACACCACCUGCGACAUCCCGGAGAAUGCCAUUUUCGGCCCCUGCGUCCUGAGCCACACGUCCCUGUACGACAGCAUUGCCUUCAUCGCCCUCAAGUCCACCGACAAACGCACUGUCCCCUACAUAUUCCGGGUGGACACAUCGGCGGCCAACGGCUCGUCGGAGGGGCUGAUGUGGCUGCGGCUGGUGCAGUCGGCACGGGAGCGGGAGGAGCAGAACCUGGAGGCCUACAUCAAGAGCGGGCAGCUCUUCUACCGCUCCCUGCGCCGCAUCGCCAAGGACGAGGAGCUGCUGGUGUGGUACGGAAAGGAGCUCACGGAGCUGCUGCUGCUGAGCCCAGCCCGGGCUCCCGCCCGCAGCAACGGCUCUCCGCCCUUUGCCUGUCCUGAGUGCAGCCAGCGCUUCCAGUUCGAGCUGCCCUUCGCUGCUCAUCUCCGGUUCCGCUGCCCCAAGAGGCUGCACGGCCCCGACACAGGCCCAGCCGCCGAGGCUCCCGGCGGCAAGGACGGCGCAAGCAAGGAGCAGGAGGCUGGCAAGUACUGCAAGCCCGGCGGCCCGCUCCACCACCCCUUCACCGGGGCCGACGGCGGCAGCGCUGCCGCCAGCACCAAACCCUCCACGGACUUCCACAACCUGGCGCGGGAGCUUGAAAACUCCCGCGGCAGCCACGGCGGGUCCCCAGGGCGGCCGCCAGCCCCCGAGGGCGGCCCCGAGGCGACGGCCGGCAAGGCAAAGCGGCGGUACCCCGAGGAGGAGGAGCGGGGCCCCGGGGCGGCGGCACGGGGCCGCUUCCCGGCGGAGCGGCCGGGGCUGCCCUCGGCGCCCAAGGAGGAGCCGGUGUGCGCCCCGCAGCAGCAAUACCGGGCGGCGGGCUCUUACUGCGGCCUGGAGGAGGGGGGCCGGCUCUUCGCACCACCCAGCCCGGAAACCGGCGAGGCCAAGCGCAGCGCCUUUGUGGAGGUGAAGAAGGCAGCCCGCGGCCCCGAGCCAGACGGGGGCGGACCCGAGGAGGGUCAGGAGCGUGCUUCUCCCGCAGCCCCGGGGACCGGCGGCGGGGACCCGGGGCUGUGUCCCCGAGGCGGGCCCGGGGGGCCGCUGGCCGCCCGCCUGGAGGGGGGCAGCCCAGCGCGGAGCAGCGCCUUCACCAGCGUACCGCAGCUGGGGGGGCCGGGCGGCGGGCCCGGCGGCGGGACGGAGGAGCGAAAAAGCGCCUUCUCCCAGCCCGCCCGCUCCUUCCCGCCCCACGUCCCACCACUAGUGCUGGGCCAGAAGCUGGGAGGGCUGGGCGAGCCCUGCCCCGACGGUGCCGCCGCCCCCGCCCGUCUCUACGCUGCCGAGGCGCUGGCCGUCAAGCUGCCGGGCGGCGGGGAGGCGGCCGGCGGCGGCGGUGGCGGAGGGGCGGCCGGCGGCGGUGGGGGGCUGCCCAAGCAGAGCCCUUUCCUCUACGCCACCGCCUUCUGGCCUAAGAGUUCGGCGGCCGCGGCUGUGGCAGCGGCGGCGGCGGGGCCACUGCAGCUGCAGCUGCCGUCGGCGCUGACGCUGCUGCCGCCGUCGUUCACCUCGCUGUGCCUGCCGGCGCAGAACUGGUGUGCCAAGUGCAACGCGUCCUUUCGCAUGACCUCGGACCUGGUCUACCACAUGCGCUCGCACCACAAGAAGGAAUACGCGCUGGAGCCUCUGGUCAAGCGGCGACGCGAGGAGAAGCUCAAGUGCCCCAUCUGCAACGAGUCCUUCCGCGAGCGUCACCACCUCUCCCGCCACAUGACCUCGCACAACUAGCGGGGACCCCCUCCCCACCCCAUCGCCCCGGGGAUCCUCGCCCGGCCCCCCGCCGAGGGCAGCGCCCGCCCGCCGCUCGCUUUCCUUUCCGUUCGAUGCACGCGUUUUCACUUUCCGGGGAGGGCGGGGAGGGCAGCGGGGCAAGAGGAGGAGAAGAUGAAUAAGAAAAGAAAAAUAGUUAAA